CAAACAUCCACAAUGAAUCCACAAGUAUUACUAGUAACUAUCAUAGGAUUUAUCCUGCAGAAUGUCCAGGGUCAGAUGUCCUGGAUGAACAUGCGUAAUAUGAAUAUGAGAGGGAUGAAUCCGGCUAUGAGUUUAGGCCUCAGUGGUUUACAAACUCUGGGUGCAGCUUCUACUUCCGGUAUACAGUCUGGACUUGGCAUGAACCUCGGUAGUGCUACCCCAGCAUCCCAGAUGAUGAUGACUUGUGUUGGUAAACAACCUGCUUCCACUGGCGGUCAGAAUAUCAUCGCCGUCACUAUCAAACAAGUCACUGUCAGCAACAACAACAAUAACAUGUUCGCCUUAUUUAACCCAAGACCAUCUAGCGAAAUAAGGGCCGAUGUUUCCAUUACAUCACGGGAUAUUGAUGGCAUGUUUUCACUAGUAGUAACAGAAAGAGCACGAGAUGAAAGCACCUGCACCACCGAUGGUAUGGGAGAAUUAGUUGCAAGUGCCAGUGGUAGCGGUAACAAUUUUGCUCGACAACUAGGUAUGUUUGCCAUGGCACCUCAAUUCGCUGCUCAACUCAAUUCGGAGAGAAGUAGCGGUAUUUUACGGGAUGUCGACAUUAGACCAGGGGAGAAGAAAGACCUGUCAAUCUCAGCUUCCAGUCUACCUUUUAGUAAUAUGAGAAAUUUUGCUGGUCACGGUGUUGCUUUAUGUGGAGUAGUAACACCAGUGGGAGAUAUCGUGGUCAACACCAAUCAGUUUGGUUUCCCAAUUGGAAAUGCUCAACAGAUGAAUACAGCCGCUGUCUGUGAAGGAGAAAUUCCUCUAUGCUGUAAAUUGGGAUACGAUAAUGUUGAAGCAAUGCCUUUUUAAAGACAUAUAGUCCAUAAGUCAAUCGGCUGUACACUGCCAAUUCUUUUAUUCAAAUUAGCUAUAUUUACAGUCUAUAAUAUCAAAUAUUUUUGCAAUAGUCUAAAUCGUUUUUUCCAAUAUUCAUCAAACUACAAUUACUACUGUUAUCCUAAUAUUUACUACUGUUAUCCUACAAUUACUACUGUUAUCCUACAAUUACUACUGUUAUCCUACAAUUACUACUGUUAUCCUAAUAUUUACUACUGUUAUCCUACAAUUACUACUGUUAUCCU
Lottia gigantea (owl limpet) is the source of this 1133-nucleotide messenger RNA. RefSeq lists its product as hypothetical. Lineage: Eukaryota; Metazoa; Mollusca; Gastropoda; Lottiidae. The transcript has 5 exons. The record is from RefSeq and is a predicted model, not a curated record. The coding region runs from base 13 to 861 and encodes 282 amino acids.